UUUCACUGCAGCUUCAGUCUGUUGCUAACGUUGCUCCUUUCAACAUGCUUCACAUUCGGCAUCCCUUAAUAAUAUUCUGCUGCGCUGUCCUCCUCCACGUUCACUCGUUCCAACUUCGAAACAGUUUCCCCGCUAAAUAUAAGUUGCACGAGAGUAAACUGCGUCUGCCACGUUCUGCGAAUAAAUUCGAGUCGCUGAAGCGCAGUGAGAGAGAACAACGGCUCAUUGAGCUGGGCGCUAUCACUGCAGGGAUUGCCACAGACUCUCCUAGGGAAAUCCGAGCACAUGAAGGAGACACUGUUUAUCUGCCAUGUAGAGUGCCUCAUUUGGGCACCCACAGCGUCACUUGGGCAACAAGUGGCAUGAUAUUAUCCGUGGAUACGAUGUUGGUGGAUGCCAGGCCUCGGAUGGCCGUAUCGCACGACGGCGAUAUGUGGAGGCUCGUCAUCAAAAACGCGCAGGAGUCGGACGCCGGCGAAUACACCUGUAGCGUAACCUCCAUACCGCCCCAACACCGGAACAUCACCCUCUACGUGCUACCUGCAUCAUCAUCCAUCACUCACGAUCCGCACGACACAACUCUGAGCGGCAUACGUGCCAACCUGUCGCUCGUGUGGACAGAGCUGCGCGACAUCAGAGAACAGAUAACGAGCAUCCAGCGUUCCUUAUCGGGACGACCCGGCACACAUCCAGCGUCCGAGCACCACCAGUCAAGUUCACCGGACACUCCUGACGAGCGCCUGCUUCCUUUCCCCCACCGAGAGUCAUUCCAUCCCUACAACGAGCAGCAGGCGUUUGCUCACAGUCAACGCGAAGCUGCUGUGGUCUUCGACGAAUAUCGCAACACCAUAGAAAUUGCGAGUGAUGACACAGAAAACCCGGAGGCAGCAGUAGACAACGAUGGAACCGAACACGACGCCUCGCAACAGCCACCCUAUGACGACAGCCCUCUCGCUCUCUCCCGUCUUCGGCCUGUUGGCCAUCGUCACCGCAACUCACGACGAGGAGGACCACGUCGCCGCCAUCAGAGGCCUCGUCCCCAGUUCGUCACGGCAACGUGUCAUUUGAAACCCGAUGACACAAGUUCUGCUGAGUCACGCGUGACCGGGACCAUCAGCCUGUCCCAGCCCGCAGACCUGAGUGAAGGCGUCACGAUAGAUGUUCGCAUCUCGGGGCUUGACGACAGUGCGGCCGAUGUGCUGCAGCUCAGUCUCCACAGAUACGCUGCCCCUGAAGGUAGCUGUAGCAGAGUUGGGCCAACAUUUUCUCCCUCGCAACUUUCAAGAGGGACGGUGGAACUGAGGAACAUGGAAGUCGUGUCUGGCGAGAGCACUACGCGCAAGCUCUUCCAGCACGUCGUUCUCUACGGCUACAACGGCAUCGUCGGACGCAGCUUCGUGUUGUCCACUGCAGCCGAGGACGUGACAGAGGAAGGUGAUGGCGCUGGUAAGCGUCACGCCUAGC
This is a messenger RNA of Hyalella azteca, 1464 nucleotides long. RefSeq lists its product as uncharacterized. Gene Ontology annotation, biological process: synapse organization; superoxide metabolic process. NCBI's taxonomy places the organism in Eukaryota, Metazoa, Arthropoda, Malacostraca, Amphipoda, Hyalellidae. The coding region runs from base 45 to 1463 and encodes 472 amino acids. The record is from RefSeq and is a predicted model, not a curated record. The transcript has 8 exons. Gene Ontology annotation, molecular function: metal ion binding. Gene Ontology annotation, cellular component: neuron projection membrane.